Molecule: messenger RNA, 1582 nt
Organism: Tribolium castaneum (red flour beetle)
Lineage: Eukaryota; Metazoa; Arthropoda; Insecta; Coleoptera; Tenebrionidae
Product: serine/threonine-protein kinase Chk2
Exons: 8
Coding region: 136-1488 (450 amino acids)
Biological process (GO): protein phosphorylation; mitotic DNA damage checkpoint signaling
Cellular component (GO): nucleus; cytoplasm
Molecular function (GO): ATP binding; protein binding; protein serine/threonine kinase activity
Source: RefSeq, a predicted model, not a curated record
GCCCCCAUUUCGCGCCUUUUGUUUGUCAAAAACAUGUCUACCGAUUGUUGCGAGAUGUAGGCAAGUUUUUUCGUUUAAAUUUAGUGCCAUAUUGUUAUCACCUCAUUUUUUGUUAUUGUACACCUUUACUUAAGUAUGUUGGAAGCCACAGACCUGCCCCUGACUCAGACCCAAACCGACGAGCCCUCUCAGGAGCUGGGGGAGGUGAAACGACCAUGGGGGCGGUUGUGCGCCUGUAUCUCGACAAUGGUGUCGAUUGACUUGUUCGAGCCGGUGUACACUUUUGGACGAGCCCCCAGUUGCAAUAUUUUCGUUGACGAAAGUCAGUUUCCCACGAUUUUGAACGUUAGCAAGCAACAUUUUCGGCUAACGAAGGACGAGGAGGGUCUCGUGUUUCUCACAGACCUCAGUAAGAAUGGCACUUUCGUUAAUAGAACGAAAAUAGGCAGAAAUAACGAAUGUGUCAUUUACAACGAGGAUAUUAUAGCAAUAGGGAGCCCCAGUACCAGAGUCUACAGUUUUAUCAGUGACAUCAAUCGCGACGAUUAUGAGUUCCUACCUCAGGAGUUGCGGCUAAAAUACACCACCACGAAGCUCUUAGGACGUGGUUCCUUCGGCCAAGUCCGUCUAGCCCUUGAUAAGCAAACUCGGGAGCAAUUCGCAAUCAAACGAAUUGAUAAAUCAAGGUCUAGUGUCUCAACACGCCGGGGAAACAACAUAAGUGGCAUUAAAACGGAAGUUGAGAUACUGAGUUCGUUCUCUCAUGCUUUUAUUAUCCAAAUGAGGGAGGUUUUUGAGACUGAUGACGAGGUGUUCCUAGUUUUAGAAUACAUGAGUGGGGGCGAACUCACAAGUCGGAUUCGUUCGACUUUGGCGUUCCCCGAAUGCGAGGUGAAGUUUAUUUUUUACCAAAUCUUACUAGGUGUGAGGUAUUUACACUUAAACGGGGUGACACACAGGGACUUGAAACCUGAAAACGUACUUCUGAGUACGCAAAACCAAUACCCGAGAGUGAAAAUCUCCGAUUUUGGUUUGAGCAAGAUCAUGGACGAUAUCAGCGUGAUGGAGACGGUCUGUGGGACCGUCCAGUACGCGGCACCAGAAGUAUUAAGGUUCUUUGAGCCCUAUAGCCGGAAAGUGGACGUUUGGAGCCUCGGAGUGAUUCUGUUUUAUAUGCUGAGCCGGACGCAGCCCUUUGUUGGUUCAAGUAGGGAAGAAGUCGCUAAAAAUAUAGUGAGUGGCAAAAUAACUUGGGACCCUAAAGCUUGGAGAAAUGUGUCAUUGCCGGCGAAAAAUCUCGUGAAAUCUAUGAUCACGGUGGACUCAACUUGUCGUUAUUCCAUUGUAGAUAUUUUUAAACACGACUGGGUGGCAAAGGAUCACGAAACCAGAAGAAAUGUGGAAGAAUUGGUGCAAACUUUCGAAGAAAAUAACGAUUCGGGUGACAAUCUCGUAAUACCAAAGAGACGAAGAAUCUCUUUCGUUUAAUCUUUACAUAGUAUUACCACUUGUUUUUUUUGUUAUAUGUUUUGUAUUUUUUACGUUUUUACUUUUUCAUUCAAUAUACUAUUAUUUACCUAAA